Molecule: messenger RNA, 1260 nt
Organism: Vitrella brassicaformis
Lineage: Eukaryota; Vitrellaceae
Source: the annotation of a GenBank genome assembly
CUGCGCCAAACUGCUCGUCUUUUCCCCAAAAGGAGGCCUGAGAGUGGUCUGGCAAUGAAGCUCUACACGGCUGCGUUUUCCUUUUCGGCAGCCAUCAGUGCGCUGCUGGACCUCAUCCCCCUCGCAGCCUCGUAUGUCAUCACCCCCCCUUCCCUACGAGCAUCAUCCUUCGCUGGACGCACCCUCUCCGUGAGCAGCAUAACCACACACUGCCGCACACAGCACAGAUCUCUCCAUUGCUUGGCUCUGGUGUUGUAUAUUUAUCUCUUGUUUGUGUUCCUUCCCUCUGGACAGACCCCAUCGGUGGAUGCAGAUGUCCCCCCCUCCCUCCCCCCCUCCCUCCCCCUCCCCUCUGGCGUCCGCUCCCUCGACAUGCGAUGGUCCCCACGGCGCAACACCAAGACGUGGAAGCGGCUGUCGGGCGCCAGUCGUCUCAAGGAGCUCACCACUGAGCGGCGGCUGAUGGGCGACAAGGCGCGCAAGAUCGGCGAGCGGCCGAUCAUCAAGGACCCCGCCAUGAUCUCCAUCCGCAACGUCUGCCCCACCAUGAGCGAGCUGGAUGUCGAGUACUACUUCGAGUACCACUAUGGCGCCACGUCGGUGUACUGCAAGCUGGAGAAGGACAAGAAGACCAAGCAGCACAAGGGCCGCGGCUACCUGCACUUCAUGCACCCUCUCUACGCCACGUCGGCCAUGCUGACCUUCAACGGCACCAUGCUGGGCAACCAGAACAUCGCCCUGGGCGAGUACUUCUACCCCGAUUGGCGGGAGAGGGAGGCCGAAAAUGAGAGGAGGAGAAAGGGUGAGUCAGUCGAGGCAGAGGCUGAGUGAGUGAGGCUGGCUGGCAACGCAGCACGUGUGUGCGCAAGGAGUUACUGGUUCACCUCUGUUGAUCUGUGUGUGUGUGUGUGUGUGCGUGCGUUGGGUCAGAGCGUUACGAGGCUCGUGUGGCGGCUCGCGAGGCCGCCAUCCGCGAGAUAGAGGAGGAGGACCGACAGGCGGAAGAAGAGGCAGAGGAGGCAGAGGAGAAGGAGAUGGUCGCCGCGUGAGGGGUCAUGCGACGCAAGAAAUGUCUGGUCGGUCGUGAGAUGCUGGACUGACUGACUGACUGACUUUGAGGCUGGUGUGACUGACGUUGCUUGCGACGCGAAGCAAUGAUUGACGCUGUCUAUGUGUGUUGGCCGCUGGUGUGCGUGCGUGCGUUUCAAAUGCGUCUGUGUGUAUUCGUUGGCUGGUCGAUUCGAUUCACCCAUGUGAGCA